This is a messenger RNA of Mauremys reevesii (Reeves's turtle), 2404 nucleotides long. It is a transcript of the gene CEND1, whose product is annotated as cell cycle exit and neuronal differentiation 1. Gene Ontology annotation, biological process: cerebellar Purkinje cell differentiation; cerebellum development; cerebellar granular layer maturation. Lineage: Eukaryota; Metazoa; Chordata; Testudines; Geoemydidae. The coding region runs from base 45 to 440 and encodes 131 amino acids. The transcript has a single exon. The record is from RefSeq and is a predicted model, not a curated record.
CCUGUGAAGGUCAGGUCACGCCCCCUCCGACAGCACUCAUAGGCAUGGAAUCUAAAGGAAGCACCCGAAGCGGAAGCAAACCUGAUGCCAAGGCCGCCAGCUCUGGAAAGCCAGAGAAGCCCAUCCCCGGGCCUGCUAUGAAUGCAGACAAGAAGGAAACCCCCUCCAAGGAGCAGCCCACCCCUGUGGCCACAACGAAGAAGGCAGCCAGCGAGGCCGCUGCACUGAAUAACCACAGCAAUCUGAAACCCAACCCUGCAGCCCCGGAGGUGCAAGAGGCCACCGGCCAGUCCCCUGACUCUGAGCACAAGGGAAACGGCGCGGAGGAAUCCUCAGGCAGUGUCUUCGACAAUGUGAAGCCAUUGGCCAUUGUUGGAGGCGUGGUGGUGGCUGCUAUUGCUAUAAUUCUGGGAGUGGCGUUCCUAGCCCGGAAAAAAUGAAGACUGAGAAAGGGUUGGGGGAGAGAAAUAUAAUCAACUGUACAGUUCCUUUUGAAACACAUGCAUGCAGUAAAUUCUAUACAUAUCUAUACAUAUAGAGAGAGAGCACUAGAUAGGGUAACUACAGCACCAACAACUACGCCAAAAGUCUUGUUCCAAAGGAGCCGUGCCAGUUUGACCAGUAUGGGUACUCCAUGCACUCAAUAUGUGCUUUCGUGUAAUAUAACUUGGCUUGUACAACUGUGUAUAGAUUACAGCUUCUUCUGAUCAGUGUAAAUGCCGGUGUUCCCUCUCCCACGCUCCUCCCCAGGAGACUCUCCACUUUCCCAUAGUCCCAGCAUUUCCAAGAAGAGGUGUUCUACAUCCCAUCCUGAGUCCCUGCUCUAUUUAUGUUGAUGUUUUUUAAUUGGGUUGUGGUAGAGAAGAGGAAAGGGAAUAGUACUAAGAUUCAGUUCAUCAAUUAUUGUGGUUUAUUAUUAAUAUUGUACCCCAACUUGUGCUGGGCGCUUUGCAGACAUGUAAGAAGGCAACUCCGAGCUUAUGGCCUAAUAGAUACAUUAUGUUCCUAAUGCUUAUCACCCAACCUUUAAAAACAGACAAGACGGGAGUGACCCAUAGCUGGAGGUGAGCUGACUGUGUGAUAUAGAAAAGUGUAGAUCACAUGGCAUUAUAGAACCUUUUCUUUGUCUGAGAUGCAAGCCAGUAGCUACAGUGAAGCUCAAGUGGCAAAUAUGUCUCACUGAGAUCUACAGUGCCGUUUGCAGCUCAUGGAGGCAACAUACAAGGCUUGGGGUCCCAUCUCAUCUUUUAGUCAUACAGGGGACAGUUUCAAUCUGCUCCAUUUUAUGUAUAGUCGGGGCAGCCCCAGGUACCCAGCCAUUUGCCAACGCAGAUAAGGCCAAUGAGACAGAGUUUGGGCAUUCCUGCCCUAGAGGGUGAUAGACUGUUUUGGACAUAAUACAGUGUCUGAUAAACUUAAACUGGCCUCAGUAGUGCACUAAGGGCCCAAUCCAAACUGCACUGAUGUCCAUUGGAGUUUUUCCAUUGACUUCAGUGGGCUUUGGCUCAGGCCCUUAAUCCUGGUGCUUUUCCAUCAAAGGUUGAUCUCUCCUUGCGUGUGGUAGAAGGCAGACAAGAACUGGGCUUUAAGGGCAAGCAGCAAAUUAAGCACUAUGGGAAUGACAUACAUGAUCCCCUUUACGCUGGGAAAACCAUGUGCAAAAGUGAUGAAAACAGAUGGGGCUUGGAGAGAUCUUCUACCCCCUAAUUUGAGUCUACUAGGAAGAUGUGAAACAUCCAUCUCUUGAAAGUGGAAACAAUCUCCCAAAACUUGGGAACAGCCUGGUUUCUUUGCUGGGGCGUGGGGGGUGCGGAAGGGGUGAGAUCUAAAACCAGACCAUGGGUAGGAAGGGAGAAGUAAGAGAGAGGGUAGAUGGAAGCUCCAUUUACUACAUUCUGAGAAGAUGGGACACACAACUCUUUGGAGGGAUGAGUGACCUUUCCAGACUCAGAACUUCCAUUACGACCCCCAUUUGCUGCUGCUUCUAUAGUAUGGAAAGGAUUCUUUAGCCAAUGUUUUGUUUUAAAUGGAGCCAGAAUUGAAACAGAAUAACCCAGAGUCAUUGGAGCUCAGCAGUAGUACCUGCUAACCGGUGAGUGGUACACAGGCUAGACUGUGGUGUCUAGUGUCACAGUUUUGCAGCGAUGAUUGGCAAAGAUACUGUACAAAAGCCAGAGAAACCGGUCCACAUUCAGAGGGAAUGUAGAAGGUGGGGUGUAAGUUACAUGUCUGGAAGGGAGCCUGAGCAUCCAGGAGUAUAAGCCAGUAUAAGGGCUGGAUGAAGCAUCAAUUAUGCCAAGUCUCUUAGUUUCUUACCCCAGAUUUCUUGCAUCUUCCACUGAUACAUCUAGUAUUGGCCACUGGUGUUCAGGGGCGGCUCUACCUUUUUGGCCGCCCCAAGCAG